Messenger RNA from Helianthus annuus (common sunflower), 1422 nucleotides. RefSeq lists its product as uncharacterized. Lineage: Eukaryota; Viridiplantae; Streptophyta; Magnoliopsida; Asterales; Asteraceae. The transcript has a single exon. Bases 1 to 1422 code for a protein of 473 amino acids. The record is from RefSeq and is a predicted model, not a curated record.
AUGGGUUUUUCGACAAAGUGGUGUACGUGGAUCAAAGGUAUUCUGUCGUCGGCUAGAGCGUCGGUUUUGGUUAAUGGAGCUCCCACCUUCGAGUUUAAGUGCAACAAAGGAAUGAGACAAGGGGACCUGAUUUCUCCAUUCUUGUUUGUUAUUGUUAUGGAAGCUCUUUCGUGUAUGAUUGUUAGGGCCAGGGAGUUGGGUUUAGUUAAAGGUAUUGAUUUACCUUUCGAUGGGCCUUCGAUUUCUCACUUGUUUUUCGCUGAUGAUGCUAUUAUUCUUGGGGAGUGGGAUAGGGAUAUUGUUCUCAACAUGGUUAGAAUCUUGAAGUGUUUUCAUGCGUGCUCGGGGCUCUUUAUUAAUUUUGGUAAAUCAAAUAUCUUCGGGCUUGGGGUGAAUUUGAACGAUAUUGACGAGAUGGCAAGGUUAAUCGGGUGUAGAGCGGAAGUGUUCCCUUUUAAGUACUUAGGAUUGAUGGUUGGGGCGAAUAUGAAUCGGAUAGCUAGUUGGAGGCCGGUGUAUGAUAUCUUCGAGAAGCGGUUGUCGUUAUGGAAAGCGUCAGUUCUUAAUAUAGGUGGACGAGUCAUGUUGAUUCGAUCCGUUCUCGAGAGCCUCCCAUCGUACUUCUUUUCGCUUUACCGUGCUCCGGCCAAAGUUGUGGAGGAUUUAGAAGGCAUUACCAGAAAGUUUCUUUGGGGAGGUUCGUCUUCUGUCAAAAAACUUCAUUGGGUUCCUUGGGAUAGGGUGGCGUCCCCGAAAAAAAUGGGAGGGAUUGGUAUUCGUAAUCUUAAAGAGGUUAACAUUGCCUUGCUUUCUAAGUGGGGUUGGAGAUUUAUGACAGAUAAGGAUAAUCUUUGGGUUAAAGUGAUAAGUGCCAUUCAUUCGGGUGGUUCCAAUUGGGACUUCUUCCCGAGUCGGAAGUCGUUUGGGGGAGUGUGGUGUAGUAUUGUAUCGGUGUUAAAAAGGCCGGUGGUGGGUAAUAUUCAGGUUCGGAAUUUGUUUAGAGGGGUGCUUGGAUCGGGAGAGAAUAUUUUAUUUUGGCUUGACCCGUGGUUAUUCGAUGUUCCGCUUAAGAAUAAAUUCCCGUCCUUAUUUCACUUAGAGGUGGUGAAAAACUGUAGUGUUCGGGAUAGACUUGACGGUGAAGGAUUGUGGCUUUGGAGACACGAUUUGGAUUCGGCAGAUGAAUGUAAGGAAUGGGAGGAUUUGUCCUCGGCGUUGGGUUCUGUUUCUUGUUCUAAUCGUGGGGAUACGUGGGUCUGGGCGGGAAGCAGGGCAGAUUCUUUCUCCGUUUCUGUUGUCAAAAAUCUUAUAGAUAACACAAAGGAUUUUAGUAGUCGGUAUGUCUUUGACUGGUGUAGUUGGGUUCCUUUGAAGUGCAAUAUUUUUGUUUGGCAAGCGGAGAUGGAUCGGACCCUACUAUAG